Messenger RNA from Synchiropus splendidus (mandarinfish), 4521 nucleotides. It is a transcript of the gene b3gnt9, whose product is annotated as UDP-GlcNAc:betaGal beta-1,3-N-acetylglucosaminyltransferase 9. NCBI's taxonomy places the organism in Eukaryota, Metazoa, Chordata, Actinopteri, Syngnathiformes, Callionymidae. The transcript is spliced from 6 exons. Gene Ontology annotation, cellular component: membrane. Gene Ontology annotation, molecular function: hexosyltransferase activity. The record is from RefSeq and is a predicted model, not a curated record. Bases 1749 to 3170 code for a protein of 473 amino acids.
CUCUCUCUCUCUCUCUCUCUCCCUCUCUCCCUCUCUCCCUCUCCCCCUCUCCCCGUCCCUCCCUCUCUCUCUGUCUAAUGUUGUAGUACAGUAUGCUUAGAGUGAAGCCCGCAUCACUUUUGACAUCCCUAACACAAACACACAUAUAUAUAUAUAUAUAGAAGUGUCGUGGCCGUCGUCCUCCUGGAUCCCGACUGCUCAGGUCUCAGCUGUCAGCACGUCACAUGACCAACAUGGUGUACCUUUUGUAGUUUGCACAUUCCCCAGUCCUCUUGUCUUCAUGAGAGUGCAAAUGAAGUGUUUUGCUAGACGUGUGUGAGUCUCUUCAUGAUUCUGUCCAUUUCGCUCACCUGUCUUGGGCCUGGCUGCCGGCGCUGGGCUCAAAUGGCGUGAGGCGGUGGCUCACCCUCCACCAGAGCCACUUUCAGCGCUGUGUGAAAGAGCCGGCUCCAUUCUCUCUCCAGAACCACCACGGAAAGCAAAGUGUGUGAGAGAGCGCAGUGACCCGGCUGGUGACUGAAGCGGGAGUCGGUGAAGCUGACGCUGCCUCUGAUUCCUGCCUCCAACGCUGCACUGAGAUCCAGCAGGACCCGACUGGAGCCUUCACCUCAGUCAGAGGAGGUUGUUGGCCAGGGUGCUGCCUCUGAUGAUUGCUGUAUUGUCAUUGCACAAGAAGACACAGCAGUGAGCGGUUCCAAACUCCUGACUGCUGAAUUCUAUUGUUUGAGACAAGACACUGUUUUUCCCAAGUUUAGAGAUGGGUGGAUGGACGGACGGGUGGAUGAUGGAUGGACGGACGGAUCUUUGAAGGCAAAUGGCAAUGUUCCUUCAGAGUGAGACUGAAUAACCUGAUGACCGGUCACAAAGUUCUGUGGACACGUCCUGGAUGAAGUUGGAGGAGCAGGUUCCUCAAGCUUCCUUCACUGCUCGACUCCUUCCAGAAGCGCUGACAUGCUGGAAGAGCAGCAGAAGGACCUGGCGGGCUCCAGGGGCCGGACUCCGCUGGUGGAGUUUUGAGAGCAAUUGCGCCUCCGUGUGGCCGGCCAGCUUCACAGCUGCCUGGAGGACGUCCUGGUGAAGACGGACAGAGGCGGGCAGCACCAUGGGUACGUGCUGUCUGCUCUAAAGCAAAUGACCCGUUUCCCACCUGAGCUGCGGUGCUCAUCACUUGGCUGCUGCUGGACAACUGCUCAUGCUCAGGUGCGAGGGACACGCCACGCACUCCUUUCGAUGGACUGACAUUUAUUCAUGGGAUGCAUUGAGCAUGUCUUAGCUCUGCAUCUGCUUAGCUCUUCCAUUAAGUUGCCGUCCUUGUUGUGCGGCGCAGCUGUGUUUCCCUCCCGACUCCCCGUCAGGUGACCAGGAAAUGGCCCGUGCCCUAGAGGAAGGUGCUGGACGGGGGCAUCUUUGGGGGGAGCAUGGUGGAGAUGGCGCCCCCUUUUCCCUCAAGGCUCUGACGGGGAACCCCCUGUGCUCCCCAGAGUACUGGAAGCCAAGCACCUUCGGAGGAGACACGGGGUUCAACAUGGUCAAGACGGCCGCGCUGCAGAAGCUGGUGUGUGACAACACGCGCUGGCGUCCUUACGUGGCCUUCCACCUGCCGGCAGAGGAGCAGCGCAGGCCCGGGACACGCCCCACAGAGCUGUGACUGGAGAUCAUUUCUCCCGUCAUGAGACGCCUCUUCAUGUUUCAAUGGUCCACGUGUCUCGGAUGACUGGUGGCAUCAUGGCGUGAAGCCUGAGCUCAGCAUGACGCGGCUGAGGAAGCUGCGGCACCUGAGGGGCGACGUGCCCUGCACCGUCCUGCUGCUGCUGCUGGUCCUUCUCUGUCUGCUGCUCUACACUCGCCAGGUGAACACACACACACGCUUGACCGUGCGGCGAGCAACACCUCAUACUUGUGCUCAGCUCCUGCAGCUGGACCCGCACGGCUCCACCGCCUCCAGUCGGAUUCUGUUGGGAACCGAGAAGAGCAAAGUGGAGCGCCGCUCUGUUCCGAAAGCUGCAUCUUCAUCCAAACCAACGCCUCCUCCCUGCAAACCCCAGUCCAGACCAGCCCAGUCUCGGGCCAGGGCCCAGAGCAAGCCCAGGCCCAGGUCCAGGUCCAGACAGAAGAAGGCCCUGCCCAGCAAAAUGGCCCCCACCAUUCCAGCCUUUGAUUUUCAAAGUUAUGUGAGAGGAAAGGACCACAGAAGGUUCCCGCUGCUCAUCAACCAGCCGGAGAAAUGUGCCGCCCGCGGGGUGGAGGGCGAGGACGCUCCUUAUUUGCUCAUCGCUGUCAAGUCCAUCCCUCAGGAUUUCGACAAGCGGCAGGUGGUUCGGAGGACGUGGGGUCAGGAGCGGCGCCUCCAGACUUCCGAGUGGGUCCGCAGGGUCUUCCUGCUGGGCGUACCCCCUAAUGGCUCGGCCUUGCCUCUGUGGGAUCAGCUUCUGUCCCACGAGAGUCGGGCCUUUGGGGACAUCCUGCUGUGGGACUUCCAGGACACCUUCUUCAACCUGACGCUGAAGGAGACGCACUUCCUGGAGUGGGUCAACAGGAGCUGUCCUCGCGUCAAGUUCGUCUUCAAGGGUGACGCCGACGUGUACGUGAACGUGGAGAACAUUCUGGAGAUGCUCCGUGGACAGAAGGUGGACCGGGACCUGUUCGUCGGCGACAUCAUCGCCAACGCCAAACCCAUUCGUCGGCGCAAUUCAAAGUACUACGUGCCGGAGUUCAUGUACGGCGCCGGCCUGUACCCGCCCUACGCCGGCGGAGGGGGCUUCGUCAUGUCGGGCCACACGGCGCGAAGACUGAGCUCCGCCUGUCAGCAGGUGGAGCUCUUCCCCAUCGACGACGUCUUCCUGGGAAUGUGUCUCCAGGUGAUGGGCGUCAAGCCGCUGCGCCACCAGGGCUUCCGCACCUUUGGGAUCCCUCGGCCGUCGGAGGCCCCUCACCUCCAGACCUUCGAGCCCUGCUUCUACAGGGAGCUGAUGGUGGUCCACAGUCUCAGCGUGCCCCAGAUCUGGCUCAUGUGGAACCUGCUGCAGGACCCCGGCCUCCGCUGCCACCGCCGGAACAGCCAGGCGCCCGGCUCCUUCAGGUGGAGGACCGCCGACUCCCGGAGCAGAGCAGCUCUUCAUCCCCCACCAGUGACCGCAGUCCAGCGCCGCGUCUCACUAGCAGAGUCCUGAAGGAAGCCGACGUCCUUUUAAACUAUGUGGAAUUGUGGACAGAUCUGCUCUCAAGCUGGGAAUAUUUGCUUGGACUGAAUCUUCUUCACAUGAGCGAGCACUGGCGCGGUUGCUUGCGUGCAAGAGAAACCAUGUGGUGGUGAUGGAAACCAGCUGCAGGACCCAGUCCGGCUGGAGCUGCGGAAGAAUGUCCAGUCAGCAAGUCUAACCACGGCUUCGUCCCCCCGUGCUCCACCUCCUGCCGAGGCGACGCCCGCGGCACGGAACGGCUGAGGAAGGGAGAAUGUGCUGGUGGAAAGGGGAGAAGACUUCUGGAGGAUGUUCGCCGGUUUAACAAGCUCAGGUCCGUCACAUGGGGCAGAUGCUGACCCGAGUCUUGGCCUCCCUGUGCGUGUUGUGGCAGAGCGUCACCCGACUCAUCUCGUCCAGACAGAAUCAGGACUCCAUGGCAAACACCGCGUCACAGCCACAGGUUUAUUUCAGGUUCAGACAGAAACACGGUGAGGUCACGUGCGGAGUGGAACGUCUCCCAGAAGCCGGGAACCUUCUGAGCAAAGAGCGGAGGCGAGACGGACGCGGCGCCUCCCGUCCACACCGGAGCCAUCGCUAACGUGCAAGUGUUCCGAAGAGGCCCGGCAGCAGAUGUUUCUCCACGUCACACGCUGCGCCCUCACCGCGCCCUCAUUGGCUACAAGAGAGUCCAGGACAUGCAGGUCCGAGUGGGAGCUCGGUCCGAGGGGCCGGUCACAGCAGGCGUGUGGCCGUCCCUCAGUAACAGGCUGUGAGUGGCGCGUGAUGAUCCAUAGAAACCGGUCGGGAUGAGACAUUUUUCAUUUCUCUUCUUCGUGAAUUAUUGUUCUUCACGUCACAUUUCAACUUCAGCGUCUGGUUGUGUUCUCCUUCGUGGCUUUUUAAUGUGUUUUUCAUCGAAAAUAUCUGGAUGGAACAUUCCGUUCUCAAUAGAUGCCUUUUCAGAAAUGUGCGACUCUUCCCUUUUUCCUUUCAUCGGUGACCAACGUCCGUCCAUCUUGGACAGAUUCACGCUGAAUGAGAAUUACUGGCACAUUUCAGUUCAUCGUUGUGAAAUAUGAAAAUGCACGUUGAAAUGCUAGUUCUGCCUGCGCCACGAGAAGCAGCCAGUGGCAGAUGGAGGGAGGACGGCGUCAGGUCCCGUCCCAGCUCAGGGUCCCUGGCGCCGUCAUGAGUGAAGUGUGAGACCAGAAGGGAACGGCGUUUCCACGGCCAUGUCCGACGUGUGGUGCAGCGCUUCACUGGCAGCGGGGCCGAGCGGCGCUCCGAGGCGCUCCGUACAGGGUGACUGAGGCAAUAUGGCUGUUCUGCAUCACCUGAG